Molecule: messenger RNA, 630 nt
Organism: Colletotrichum orchidophilum
Lineage: Eukaryota; Fungi; Ascomycota; Sordariomycetes; Glomerellales; Glomerellaceae
Product: ADP-ribose pyrophosphatase
Exons: 5
Coding region: 1-630 (209 amino acids)
Biological process (GO): ribose phosphate metabolic process; nucleoside phosphate metabolic process
Cellular component (GO): nucleus; cytosol
Molecular function (GO): ADP-ribose diphosphatase activity
Source: RefSeq, a predicted model, not a curated record
AUGGCAGCACAAAUGACUCCACAUGUAGUUUCAUCUGAGCCUUUGGAAAUCGGAGAUGCAAGAUGGAUGACAUUGGUCAAGAUAAAAUACAAAGAUGUCGAUGGCAAGGACCGUGUCUGGGAAGGAGUACAGAGAAAGACACGCCCGGCAGGCAGCUCUGUCGACGCGGUCCAUAUAGUCGCUGUGUUAAAGAAAGAUGCUGGCCCAGAGCUUCUUCUUCAACGACAGUUUCGUCCAGCUGUAGGGAAGAUCUGCAUCGAGCUUCCCGCUGGCCUACUCGAUGAAAACGAAACCGUGGAGCAGUGUGCGAUCCGCGAGCUCGCAGAAGAGACAGGCUACGUCGGCACUAUCAAGCCGGAUUCUCAUAGAAGCCGUCCAAAGCUUUUCGGCGCUCCUGGCUUUUCCAAUUCUUGUUCCGUCAUGGUCCACGUUGAUAUAGACAUGCAGGCGGAUGGGAACCGGAACCCAAAGCCACGUUUAGAAGAGGGAGAGUUCAUUGAGUGUUUUUCACUACCUUUGAACCAACUUUAUGCUGAAUGCAGAAGGCUAGAGUCUGAAGGGUCUGCCAUCGACGGGAAGCUGGGCUCCUUGAUAGAAGGGUUUGAAAUGUCUCGGCUGUGGCGGUCAUAA